Messenger RNA from Rangifer tarandus platyrhynchus (Svalbard reindeer), 1674 nucleotides. NCBI's taxonomy places the organism in Eukaryota, Metazoa, Chordata, Mammalia, Artiodactyla, Cervidae. The record is from the annotation of a GenBank genome assembly.
AUGGAGAGCGAGGGCCUGCCUCUCGGCUGGAAGGAGCCAGUGGUCAGGGAGGUCCUGCUCGCCGGGUCGGGAAGGGGGCAGGCGGACGAGCUGGCCCAGGCCCCACCACUCACUGAGACCGGGCUGCCUCCACCGAGGGAGGUGUUUGAUUUCACACUUGAGCUUGGCUGGACGGCAGGCGCCCGGACACUUGGACGGCAUGCUGGGUGUGUCGGUCGGGUGGAGGUGCCCCAGGUGGUGCAGUGCUCUGACAGCAGACACAGCUGCCUCACCUUGCCCUCCUGGGCCUCUAGCCCUCCCCUGCCAGGGCCCCAGCUCUGCAGAGCACCUUGGAACCUCAGCCCGGGCCCAGACAGCCUCCAGGGGGCCCGCAGCCUUUCCUGGCCCCAGCAGAUGUCCGCAGCUCUCAAGAUCUGCACCUCCUCCUCCAAGCGAGCCAGCGUCCUGAGCUCUCGUCACCUGAGCCUCUCAGGUGAGGGCAUGGCCAGCGGGGCAGAGAGUGGUCCCCCCAAACUCCUAGGACCUCAGGCCCUGCUCAUCAGGGACUCCAGUGCAGCCGAGGCCCAGCAUGGCCCCCACGGAGCACCCUGGCAUUUCAGCUGGCAGAGAGAUGUCUGGGAGGAAGCUGGGCUGGCUGGGCCCCGGUCCCCAGCCUGCACCAUGGCCCUGGGAGCUGUUGUGCCAUUGACGUUCAGAAGUCAAGCACCGGGAGAGCAAGGGAGAGAGGGCAUCGAAGAUGAAAAAAAGAAAAAGAAGCUUAAAGGGCAGAUGACUCGUAACAAGGGCCUUGCAGCCCCACAGGUGGUGCUGAGCGCGCGGCAGCUGAGGAGCCGGGAGGAGGGCCCCCUCGGUCGGUCUCUCUCUCGUCGCUGUGACCAGGGGCCCGGAAGGCAGGCUCUGAGGUCACCAGACGCAGAACGGAAAACCAGGUCACAGUCAGACCCUGGACUGAAAGGCGACGUGGCAGGGGUCAUGGGCUCUGGGCCCCCUGAGACCUUCCAGCAGGUGGCUCAUGCCGACGGGCCACAGCCUCCACCAGCUGCACCCCAUCCGGGCCUGGAGUGGACAGAGGACACAGCGAACCCCAUAUUCUGCCCCAGGCUCCCAGAUCUCGGCUCCCCUCCGCCCCACCACGUGGGCCAGCACCGUGCUGUGGCCCAUCUCCCCACACAGCUACUACUGCCCCUGGUCUGGGCCCAUCCAGGUCUCCACUCUGACCAUCUCCUGGAGCAAACAAUUGAGCACGCCGCCAAAGGGGGCGCCUCCCUGGCUUUCUCAAACACCCUUCCUUCCCGCUGUGGGACCUUCCACCUCAGUGCCCUCUGCCGCCUCCGGGCCUCCUCUCCACCCCCAGGCCGUCGUGUCUUCAUCCUUCGUCCCACGCCCCCGCCUUGGCCCGUCCUCCCCAGUGCUCCUCACGCUAGCGUCCGGCCCCUGGGCGCGCUCAGCCCGCCAUCCGUCCGUCCGCGUUCCCGAGCCAGCGCGCCGGGCGCGGGGCGGCGGUGGCGUGUGAUGACGUCAUAUGGGCCGCCCGCCCGCGAUUGGCCGCAGCCUCCUCACCAGACCCCGAACGGACGGGCGCGCGGGCGGGGCGGGGCGCGCGGAAGCCACGCCCCCGGGCGGUGGGCCGGGCGCGGCCACGUGACCCGGGGGGCCCCGCCGCCCGCCUUAUAA